Messenger RNA from Dermochelys coriacea (leatherback sea turtle), 728 nucleotides. Its product is annotated as dolichyl-diphosphooligosaccharide--protein glycosyltransferase subunit 1-like. Bases 16 to 675 code for a protein of 219 amino acids. The transcript has a single exon. Lineage: Eukaryota; Metazoa; Chordata; Testudines; Dermochelyidae. The record is from RefSeq and is a predicted model, not a curated record.
AUGUGUUGAAUAUCGAUGGUGUGCAGCCUACCUACACUCAGUCACUGUGUCCCACAACCCUUGAGGGUUAUCGUGGAUGCUGGAGCUCACGUCAAAGUGAUAGCUGGAAAAACAUUUGACGCAGACACAAAGGAACAACCUUCCAAGAUCCUGAUGCUGCAGGAGCCGCUGUUGGUGGUUGGAGCCUUUUACAUCUUGUUCUUCACAGUGAUCUUCUAUGUGAGGCUCAACUUUUCCAUCACCAAGGAUCCAGCUGCUGAAGCUAGGAUGAAGGUGGCCUGCAUAACAGAGCAAGUUCUCACCUUGGUGAACAAGAGACUGGGCCUGUACCGCUACUUUGAUGAAGCGGUGAAUAAGUACAAGCAGUCAUGGGACAUCUCCACUCUAAACAGUGGCAAGAAGACCUUGGAGACAGAGCAUAAGGCUCUGACCAAUGAAGUAGCCUCUCUGCAGUCCAAGCUGAAGACAGAAGGCUCUGACAUGUGUGAUAAGGUGAGCGAGAUUCAGAAGCUCGACAGCCAAGGCAAGGAGCUGGUUCUGAAAUCGUCUGUUGAGACAGAGUGGUUGGUGGCCGGCAAGCUUAAGAAGGACUCGUACAUUGAGAAUGAGAAGCUGCAUUCCAACAAGCACCAGGAGCUGGUCACCAAAAUUAACAACAUCCUCGAUGCACUGUAACUUCAGAGUUAAAGUGGUGGGAGGGAAGAGAAACGUGAGUUGAGAUUAAAGGC